Molecule: messenger RNA, 5001 nt
Organism: Naegleria fowleri
Lineage: Eukaryota; Heterolobosea; Eutetramitea; Acrasida; Naegleriidae
Exons: 1
Coding region: 1-5001 (1666 amino acids)
Biological process (GO): fatty acid biosynthetic process
Molecular function (GO): acetyl-CoA carboxylase activity; metal ion binding; ATP binding
Source: RefSeq, a predicted model, not a curated record
AUGUCUGCGUUAAGUCCAGUUGUGGAUACACAGUCCAAUCGUGGACUCUUUGCCAACAUUGAAGAAUACAUUCGUGUGAUGGGAGGAAAUAAACCAAUCAAGAAGAUCCUGAUAGCAAACAAUGGUAUUGCAGCUGUUAAAGGAAUUCGUUCAAUGAGAAAGUGGUGUAACGAAGUUUUUGGCAGAGCCGAUGAAAUUAAAUUUGUAGUAAUGGCAACUCCUGAAGACAUUCAGGCCAAUGCAGAGUAUGUCAGAUUAGCAGACGAGUUAGUGAAAGUGCCUGGUGAAUCCAAUUUCAACAAUUAUAGCAAUGUCAAAUUAAUUGUAGACAUUGCCGAACAAUACAUGUGUGAUGCUGUUUGGCCUGGCUGGGGUCACGCGAGUGAAAAUCCUGAAUUACCUUUCUCUCUUUCUCAAACUAAACGAAAAAUCUCUUUUAUUGGUCCUGAUGCCUUGCCAAUGGAAGCUCUCGGAGACAAGAUUUCUUCAACAAUUUUGGCUCAAGCUGCUGGAGUUCCUUGUAUUCCUUGGUCUGGAUCCCAUGUUACCUAUGAUAUCGCAAAAGAUGGUUUGCCAAUUCCUGAAGAUAUCUAUUUGGAGUGUUGCAUCACUUCAGAGAACGAAGCACUCGAAUGUGCUCAUAAGAUUGGUUAUCCAAUCAUGAUUAAAGCAUCAGAAGGUGGUGGUGGUAAAGGUAUCCGAAAGGUUACUAAUGACGUAGAAUUGAAGUUAGGAUUUCAACAAGUCAAAAUUGAGGUUCCAGGUUCUCCUAUUUUCCUCAUGAAACUCUCAAGCGAAUCAAGACACUUGGAAGUACAAGUGGUAGCUGACAAACACGGAAAUGCAAUUGCACUCUAUUCAAGAGAUUGCUCUGUCCAAAGAAGACAUCAAAAGAUUAUUGAAGAAGGUCCAGUAACGAUUGCUCCAAAGCAGGUUGUUGAUACUAUGGAGGCAGCUGCUGUCACACUCGCAAAAAGCGUUAAUUACAGUGGUGCUGGUACAGUAGAAUACUUGUAUGAACCAUCUACUCAGCAAGUAUACUUUUUAGAGUUGAAUCCUCGGUUGCAAGUCGAACACCCUGUCACUGAAUGGAUUACUCUUACGAACAUUCCUUCAAUUCAGCUUCAAAUUGCCAUGGGUAUUCCUUUAUACAACAUGGCAGACAUCAGAAGAUUCUUUGGUGUUAAAUUGGAGGACGUGUAUUCGCCAUCUGUUAAAGUUGAUGUGAAUGAUGCUAGCAAGAGACAACCCCCAGUCGGACACACUAUUGCUUGUCGUAUUACCGCUGAAAACCCAGAAAGUGGAUUCCAACCAACUUGUGGUAGCGUGGUAGAAUUAAACUUUAGAACAGCACCUAAUGUCUGGGGAUAUUUUUCUAUUCGUUCUCAAGGUGCUGUUCAUGCAUUUUCCGAUUCUCAAUUCGGCCACAUUUUCACCCAUGGAGCCACAAGAGAAGAGGCAAGAAAAACUAUGCUGUUAGCUCUCUCAGAACUUGCUAUUAGAGGGGAGAUUAGAACAACUGCCGAAUAUUUGCAAUCACUCCUUAAAUUUGACGAUUACAUUGACAAUAGAUACACUACAGCUUGGCUUGACGGACUUAUUGCUCGAAAAAUUAAACUGGAAAAACCAGAUACAUUUUUAGUUGUCACUUGUGGUGCUUUGCACACACUUCACAGAAUGGUCUCCGAAAGAGCAAAGAAUUGGAUUUUGGCUGUAGAGAGAGGUCAAGUUCCAUCGUUUGAUUGUGUAGAUGUUCAUUACUCUAUUGAAUUAAUUUAUGAAAACGUUAAAUAUCAAGUUGACGGAGUUAGAAGUGGGCCUAAUAAGUAUACCUUGGCUUUGAAUGGAUCAACUAGAGAAGCAGAAUUUUCAGAACUAAGAGACAGUGGCUUGUUAAUUAUUAUUGACAACGAAAGCCAUGUUUCUUAUGCAACUGAGGAACCAUCUGGCCUUAGAGUUUUGGUUGAUGGCAAGGUUUGCAUGUUCACAAAGGAGUUUGAUCCUUCACAAUUAAGAUCAACAUUGAGCGGUAAAUUUAUUAGAUACCUUGUUGAAAAUGGUGCUCAUGUCAAACCAAACACACCAGUUGCGGAAUUGGAGGUUAUGAAAAUGAUUGUUACCGUUUAUGCUCCAUUACCUGGUAAAGUUAAUCACUGUCUUGUCGAUGGUACAGGUGUCAAUCAAGGAGACAUCAUUGCCAUGAUUGAUCUUGACGACAAGUCUCAAGUUAAGCGAUCACUUCCAUUUGAAGGGCAAUUCCCACCAUCUAGCAUUUCAACUGCUAGAGUACCACCCAAUAGAGUGAUAGCAUCUGCAUUGGAAGUCAUUGAGAAUCUGUUGGCAGGUUAUGACUAUCCAUCAUUUAUUUUCAAUGAAAAGUUGAGCCAAGCUGUUAGCUCUUUGAAAAAACUCGGAGAUAGAAAUGUUCUCAUUCACGUUUUGAUUGAGAAGAUUUCAGUUUUAAGAAAAUUUUUGCCAAUUUCCUUGAUUAAGGAUGUAAACAAUGUGUUGCUCAAGAGAAAGGAGCAAUAUGAUGAAUACUGUUGUAAGGACAAUGAUGACCACACUCACGAUGUUUACAACGAAGAUUUAAUCAAGGAACUAGUUACUCUCUUCAAGAAUUUUGAAAAUGGACUUGAAGGAGGAAAGAAGGAUGAAUUUUUGCAAGCUGCAAAGCCAGUUUAUGAUAUUUUUGAUCUUUUCAACUCUGGAUACAAACAACAUGCGUUCAAUGUACUUUCAAAGCUUUUUGAAAGCUAUUUGGAAACUGAAAAAGGCUUCGACACUAAGGGAGGAAAGAGAAAGGAGGCUGUAUGGUUUGACUUGAGAGAAAAGCAUAGCGACAACCUCACCAAGACUUACCAAAUUGGACUUUCACAUUGCAGACUAAGAAGCAAGAACAAAGUUAUUCGUUCUCUUUUGGAAGUUAUUGAAGAUCUCGACAUGGUUAAAGAGUUCACUCCAAUUCUUGAUGAACUUGCAGCAUUUGUUGCUCCUGAAUACAGUGAUGUUGCUGUUGCAGCUAAACACAUCCUAACAACAAGCAGAUUGCCUUCAAAGAAGAGAAUGAAGGAUGAAAUGGAAGGAUAUCUUAAGGAUGGGCUUGAAGCAACUGACCAACAACAAAAGUUAGCUUGCUUGAAGGAGUUGAUUGUUAAAUCUAACUACAGUUUUGACAUACUUCUCGAGUUCUUCUCUGAUCCAAAUGAAAGAAUUGCUGAUUUGGCUGCAGAGGUUUAUAUCAGAAAAGCAUACUGUACUUUUGAUAUCAAUAUUGUGAGGUCUGCAUCCCAUGGUAAAUUUAAGACCGUAGAAUUCAACUUUAUGAAUACUGAGAAAUCAACCAAUUCUGGAUCGUUGAAGUCUGAUGGUAUUGUUGGGUCUAUUUCUAUGGAUUCCUUGAACACACUUUCUGAAACAGAAGAUAACCUUGGUUUUGGAGUUAUGAGUAUUUUUGACUCUCUCAACGAUGUAGAUUCCUAUCUUCCUGAUGUUUUGAAGAUUUUCGAGAAUAAUGAUGAUGCUGAUCAUACCAACAUUUUGAAAGUGUUGCUUAAGUGGAAUCAAACCAUUACUCCAAACGAUACUGAACUAGUUUCUGCUCUUACAACUAUCAUGAAGAAGCAUAGCAAGCAACUUGAAUAUAAUGAAAUCAAGAGAGUAACAGUGGUUGUAGAAAUUCAAGGAAGAUUACCAUUCUACUUUACAUUCAGACAAAGAAUUAACUACAACGAAGAUCCAAUGUACAGACACAUUGAGCCAACUCUUGCUUUCCAACUUUUCCUCAAGAAACUUUCAAACUAUGAUGUUAAACCAUAUCCUUGCAGAGAUCCAUCUGUGCACGUUUUUUAUGGCCAAAAGAAGAAGGAACUUGGUUUGAAUAGAUAUGACUAUUUGAACAAGAGAUUCUUUGUUCGUACACUUGUAUUACAAGGCGAUAUUUUCACUGAGGAAAAUCCUGAAGAAUUGCAAAUUUCAGAACUUGAAAGAUACGUUGUUGCAUCAAUCAAUGCAUUGGAAAUUGCUAUGGCUGACAAGAAUUACGCUCCUAGCUAUGCAAACCAUAUUUUCGUCAACUUCUUACCAGAAGUUGUUGUUAAAGCUGACAUGGUCGGUGAAAUUAUUGAAAGAUUCCAAAAGGUUUAUGGUAAGAGAUUGUGGAAGUUAAGAGUCAGCGAAGUGGAAGUACGAUUUACUGCAAAAUUCUCAAAGACAUCUCAACCUCAAACAUUCAGAUUUAUUGCUAGAGAUGAUACAGCUUAUAAUCUCACAUUAGAUAUUUAUCGUGAAGAGAAGGACCAAAACACAGGCAGAACUGUUUACAAGACCGUUGUUGGCGAAAAAAAGCCAUUAGAAGGCCUUGAUGUAAAUAUUCCACACCCAAUUCUCCAAACAGUUGAUCAAAAGAGAGUUAUUGCUCACAACAAUGAAACCUCAUAUGUUUAUGACUUCCCAUACUUAUUCGAAAGAGCAAUUCAGGGCAUGUGGAAAGAAUAUAAUGAGCUAACUCAAGAACCAAUUCCAUCCGUUCUCUUACAAAAGGUUGAAUAUAUUUUGAACAGCGAGACUCAUAAGCUUGUGGAAAAUCCAAACAAGGAUGCUAUUGGUAAAAACACUUGUGGUAUGGUUGUUUGGAAGCUAACCAUGUACACACCAGAAUGCAAAGAUGGUAGAGAUAUGAUCCUCAUUGCAAACGAUAUUACAUUCCAAUCUGGAUCAUUUGGAGUUAUUGAAGACGAAGUCUUCCAAUUGGCAAGCGAGAUGGCCAGAGAUUUGAAGAUCCCAAGAUUCUAUAUUGCUGCUAACUCUGGUGCUAGAAUUGGUUUGGCAGAUGAAGUCAGAGAACUCUUCAAGGUUGAAUGGACUGAUCCAAACGACUGCACAAAGGGAUUCAAAUAUCUUUACCUAACUGAAUCUGAUCAUGAAAAGCUUCAAAAGACUCACUCUGUCAAUGCCACACUGAUUGGAAGUCAAUGGCGAAAAGAGAUGGAGGAUUAUUGA